Molecule: messenger RNA, 828 nt
Organism: Rubroshorea leprosula
Lineage: Eukaryota; Viridiplantae; Streptophyta; Magnoliopsida; Malvales; Dipterocarpaceae
Source: the annotation of a GenBank genome assembly
ACCACCAUUGCCAAUAAUCUCUCUUCCAAGCCUUUAAUUUCCGAUAAUUCGGACAUUCGGAUUUGGAGUUUCUUGAUAUACUGAUGGAUCCAUUAGAUAACAACAAUGGAGGAACCCAUUCGGACAGCAAAUCUGAGUCAGAUUCUAAAGAUCUUGCAUUGGCGGAUUCAGAUUUUAUCGAUACUACUUUGGUACAUAAUAAUGGUGAAGAUGAAGCUGGUAUACUUUGGGAAAUCAACUUGCAGUCGGAAGAACUACUAAACAAUGCUGAUACAAUGCCUGCACGUGGGGGGAAAUCAAUUUCCGGAGGUUGGAAGAACUACCAAACAAUGCAGAUACGAUGUCUGCAUGCCAAUAGACUCCCUCGAAGCAAUAUUUUAUUCUCUUUCGACUUUCCUCUUCCAACACCUUCGAAGCACGUGAGUUGGAAUGGCAAAGUGAAGAAGACUAUUAUGGUAUUGAGAUUCCACAGCGGGGGAAUUCUUCCAUCUGCGAAAUUUGUGGCGGAAGGGUUUCCGAGGGUUGAAAUGAGAGGUGGGAUUGAAGCAGUUUGUGCUGUUUGCGCGAUGAGAACUAGAUGCCCAGUUAAUCGGUUUGAGUUGCCUACUGAUGAUGAAAUUGAAGGGUAUCUGAGCAACAGGAGGAGGAUCUUGGAAGCUACUACUGACAAUGGGGGCAACAAUGGCUCACUGAAAGAUUUGCCUGUUAGCUAGGGACAGUUUCGAAUUAUCUCUUAUGUUAGAUUAUGAGGAUUGCGAGCAGAAUUGAUUGACAGUACCAAUGUUAAUUCUCUUUAUAUGUAUAUAAAAAUAAGUAUAGAAUGUCAAA